AUGCUCAACCAACACAGUCUCGAGAACCCCUCCGUCAACGCUGGCGUCAACGUGGCCCGGAAGCUCCUCGUCUUCGAGGUCGUCUCCUUCAGCUUCUUCCUUUUCUCCGCCCUCAUGGCACAGGACCUCAAUCUCGCCAUCAACUUGCUCAAUAGCAAGGACGUGGACGAGGUCUUCUGGGCCAACAUCAACCUCCGUGUGUUGAGGCACGGGAUGCUGUCCUCCCCCGUGGGUUCUGUCUUGCGCUGCUUGUUCCUCAUGUUAUCCAUGGUGAAUGGGAUCGAGUUCAGGCUCGGGAUGUUGUCAUGUGGCAGUCGGUCCACGGCUCACGCAGUCACGGCCCUAUUCUUCUGGUGA
This is a messenger RNA of Striga asiatica, 357 nucleotides long. NCBI's taxonomy places the organism in Eukaryota, Viridiplantae, Streptophyta, Magnoliopsida, Lamiales, Orobanchaceae. The record is from the annotation of a GenBank genome assembly.